AUGGAAAAGACUGACUCCUUGACCAACUUGACUAAGCCUGAAUUGUACGGUUUUUAUCAAAAUGAUUCAUUCAUCAACUACGACAAAGAUUUGAAUGACAGUACGUCUGAAUUGGAAUUGAAAGUGAAAAAGUCGCCGGAUCUGAGAUAUCUCAACGGAGACGCCAACGGCAGCACCGUGCCGCUGAAGCAUCAACAUCUGCUUCACCAUCCCCAUGCCACGGGUUUCCCGUUCAUUGUCAAGUUGGUGAUCUUGUCGAGCUCAGCCUUUUUGUACAAUGAGAUCAUCAGACACAUCAACUAUAACCACUUUAGUGAAAACCAGUUGGUCAAUUUCCCAUUAUCCAUCACCCAUGUUUUCCUUUACUCCAUCGUGUCAAAGUUCAAAUUGGGAACCUACAUUUCCGAUAUAGACGAGCACGACUUGGGCAAGUUGUUUGACAAGAUCUUUGCCUUGACGUUGCAGGGCUUGUUAAUGGCUUCAGUGCAUCCCAUCUUGGAUAAGGUGUUACCAAGCAUCUUCACCAAGAGAUUAUUAUCGUCCAACCCAGCGCUGGCAAAUCGCAACGGCACAACCAAUUUCUUGAAUGACUUGAUCAGAACUUGUGUCACGUUUUUGGGUAUAAGCUACGCCAUCCGCAAAAUCGAAUGGACUAGUUUUUUGCAAGUGUCGAUCAUCUGGUCCUUGAUCAAUCCAGGCUUGUGGUUACUCUUGGACGGAACUAUUCUGGGCUUUUUGUCGUCGCUAUUGGUUACAGCUGGAUGUUGCGUGAGCAUCUAUUUGCAAAAUGCCCGAUUUAUCUUGAGCUAUUCCAAAACCACCAACGAUAUCAUUGCCUUGUGGUUAUGGACCGGCAGUUUUUUCUUUUGUGGGAUAAUCAUCUUUGGUAAACUUGGUAGAGGGUUAUUUGGAAACGGGGGCAAUUAG
Molecule: messenger RNA, 927 nt
Organism: Lodderomyces beijingensis
Lineage: Eukaryota; Fungi; Ascomycota; Pichiomycetes; Serinales; Debaryomycetaceae
Source: the annotation of a GenBank genome assembly